Gracilinanus agilis (Agile Gracile Mouse Opossum) is the source of this 1658-nucleotide messenger RNA. Its product is annotated as zinc finger protein OZF-like. Gene Ontology annotation, cellular component: nucleus. The record is from RefSeq and is a predicted model, not a curated record. Gene Ontology annotation, biological process: regulation of DNA-templated transcription. The coding region runs from base 249 to 1658 and encodes 469 amino acids. The transcript has 5 exons. Lineage: Eukaryota; Metazoa; Chordata; Mammalia; Didelphimorphia; Didelphidae.
GGCAUCAAAGGGAACCCUGUAUCUGCCAUGGAGCCUCUUGCCCUUUGGAAGAUAUCAUUAACCAAACUGGGAAGUUCAUCAUUGCAUAAGGCACCAUUAAUGACUUUUUAAGUGUGACUCCUUGGACAUCAUCCUAAACUUCCAGAGGUUCCAGAACUGUGUACAAAGAGGAAGUCUCCCUACCUUGGGGCUCCCACCCCCUGAAGGACCACUGUCUGACCCAAGCAGACACCCUGGAGUUAGAGGGAAUGGCUCCCAGGACCCAGAGGCCCCCAUCCCAGGGGUCAAUAACAUUCAAAGAUGUGACUGUGGACUUCACCCAGGAGGAAUGGUGCCUUUUGGACCGUUCUCAGAAAGAGCUAUACAGGAAGGUCAUGCUGGAGAAUGUAAAGAAUCUACUCUCUGUGGAGGCAGAGACCAAUUUUGAAGUGAAAGAGAUGUCUUCAAAGCUGAGCCUUUUAAUGGAAGGAUCUGGUCCCCAAAGAGGCAUGAAUCAGGGCCCCUAUGACUUCAUUUUGAGAGAAAUAUGUGACUCUAUUAUCAAGAAAGUCAACACUGGAGAGAAACGUUAUGAAUGUAAAGAGUGUGGAAAGACUCUCACACAAAAGGGCCAUCUUGCAAAGCAUCCACCAGUCCACACUGGAGACAGACCUUAUGAAUGUAAACACUUUGGAAAGGCUUUAACAAAGAGGGGCUCUCUUGCUGCAUAUCAGAGUAUCUACACUGGAGACAAACCUUAUGAAUGUGAUCAAUGUGAAAAGACUUUCAUACAGAUCUCUAAUCUUGCUGCACAUCAGAGAAUCCACACUGGAGAGAAACUUUAUGAAUGUACACAAUGUGGAAAGGCUUUCAUACACAGGGAGUGUCUUGCUACACAUCAGAGAGUCCAUACUGGAGAUAAACCUUAUGAAUGUACACAGUGUGGAAAGGUUUUCCCAGAGAGGUGCAAUCUUGAUGCACAUAAAACAAUCCACACUGGAGAGAAACCUUAUGAAUGUAAACAAUGUGGAAAGGCUUUCACACAGAGAGGCUCUCUUGCUGCACAUCAGAGAAUCCACACUGGAGAGAAACCUUAUGAAUGUACACAAUGUGGAAAGGCUUUCACAUGGAAGGGAGAUCUUGGUAAACAUCAAAGAAUCCACACUGGAGAGAAACCUUAUGAAUGUAAACAAUGUGGAAAGGCUUUCACACAGAGGGGCUCUCUUGCUGCACAUCAGAGUAUCCACACUGGAGAGAAACCUUAUGAAUGUACACAAUGUGGAAAGGCUUUCACACGGAGGGGCUCUCUUGCUGCACAUCAGAGUAUCCACACUGGAGAGAAACCUUAUGAAUGUAAGCAAUGUAGAAAGGCUUUCACACAGAGGGGCUCUCUUGUUGCACAUCAGAGUAUCCAUACUGGAGAGAAACCUUAUGAAUGUGUACAAUGUGGAAAGGCUUUCACACGGAGGGGCCAACUUGGUAAACAUCAGAGAAUCCACACUGGAGAGAAACCUUAUGAAUGUACACAAUGUGGAAAGGCUUUCAUAAGGAGAGCCGAUCUUGCUAAGCAUCAGAGAAUUCACACUGGAGAGAAACCUUAUGAAUGUAAACAAUGUGGAAAGGCUUUCAUACAGAGGAGUCAUCUUGCCAGACAUCAGAGAAUCCACACUGGAGAAUAA